AACGAUCCAGACCUUUGACCUCUCUUCUCAAGCCUGCCAUCUUCGAGUCAUAUUUGGCAUAUCACAAAUACGUGUAAGAAUAGCAAGAACAAUCUAUUCCACGUUUUUCUAAGGGCUUUAUGUGUUCAAUUGUUCUUGCAUCAAUUUCGCAGCAUAUGGCUUAAGCGAGCCUCCAUCUCUGCAUUGUCUGAUUGUACAAUCUCUGUUGUCGCUCUAUAUCAUGGGACUCACAGAUUCUUCUCUAGGCCGUUGACCAGCAUAUCUUCUCAUCUGUUUUCUGUAUUACUUUACUUUGUAUACCUGGAUGGUAAAGUCUUGCUUACAACUCCUUUUAUUCGCCUCUGGAUGGUUCACUUUUAUGGCCCCGACGAUAAUGUUGAUUGAUGCGAACACUGUCUAGUUCAGACUUCAGUAGUAACUUCAGCUUUGAGCCACUCAAUAUUUCAGUUCUUCCCCACCGCGGAAGCUCCUUCACACCUUCACGACUCCACUUCACAGAGCUCGAUAGAGUAUAUAAUUCGUCGUCGAAUGUUCUGGAACUACAAUUAGACGUUCAAAUAGCAAAGGUAACAGCUCACCUGCGCACGUUUGUGCCUUUCUGACAUAAAAUAAUCGCUCGAUCUCAAGCUGUCACCUUCAGCUCCAGGUUGUGCAUAAGCCUGACGACAACAGACAACCCCAGUAAAGCCCAGACAGCGGAAUGUCGCCAUAUUGAAGACAGUCACGAAAGCCUGAUAACACUCAACAAUCUCCUCUCAAAAUCGACUAGCGGGCAGUGAGGCUAUUCUCACAGUUCACCAUUCAGGAACGGCUUGUUGCGAGUCUUCUGAAAGUGAAGUCCACACUGUCAGCUCUCAACUGCUCUGCGAUCUCACAGGCUAUCAAGUCUUUGCACUUGUACUAGACUUGCCGUGUUUGUGGGUGACCUUGGAAAUCGCUUUCUUCAUAUUUAAAUCAAAUUCUUUCGCUCGUCUCGACAGAUAGGUUCAUAGCGUUUGCCUGUAUGCGAUGUCUUCUCCAAGUUUUGCGCCACAUCGAUCAAAGGCAGCUACAGCACCUCAGAUUCGAGACCUCGCAUAUAAUCUCCAUGGCUGGGCUAUGGAGGAUGGCAUAGCUGGGGACAAGGAGGUUCGAGUCAUCACUGCAAGAAGCCCGUCCUCCAUCACGUACGACACAGUUUUCGGGGUCUUUAACGACUUCAACGAAUCAUCAUCGGUAGUCUUCAAGCCAGACACAUCAUUCUCCACAGCAGAGCUCAAACCUCCUUGUGACACCACACAAGCGUAUUUAAUAGUGGGCUAUGCAAAACGGUUCAUGGAGUGGAAACAUCUGAGCAGUAACCCCGCUUACCUGCCCAACGAAGAACGAGCUGCCACUGGCACUGUCCGACCCAACAACAUCAUUCCGUGGGACCAUCGAUCCCCGCCUGUCCUCGUCGUGGCGCCAAUGACAUACGGACUGGGAGUUAGGUCCACACUCUACGCACUGAUCAAUCCGAGAGAUGGUCUUUGCACACCUCAUGUUAUUGCGAUGGGGAAUGUCUUCAUACGCUCGGAGUUUCGUUCUGUGAAGAACACUAUAGAUUCGAGUUCAUCAACUUGGAAAAGUGCUAUCAGGGAUACUAUCAUUCAGCUGAAUACCGAUGGACUAGCGCCAAAAGUUAAGUCAAACACAAACACGAAGGAGGAGGGAAGUGUUGAGGAAGCGAAGGGAAAAGAAGAAGCGACAAUUGGAAAUAAGCAAAAGAGAAGCCCGUUUUCUCUUAACCCUCCAGGCAUAUUUCCCCGAUUCAGAGGAUUUCCACAGCUUGUAGGACUCCCCCCAAAUCCAACAGCAGAUAACUCUUCGGUGGCAAACAGUUCCAAGACAAGUGCGAUUGCAAAUCUUCAGAAAACAUCGAGCACAGGUCAAGCCCAGAGCCUCGCGAGUGGAGACCAGGUGUCGGGAGCUGUUCUCGAAGAUGGAAGCCUCACAAGCCAGUUACAGCGACUUGUACGAGAAAUAGGGGCAUUCGAGCAACGGCAGCGCGAAUUUUCUGUCAAAGAGCACAAUCUCGAAGUCCGAAGCGUUCAGCUCCAAAAAAUUAAAACCGCUCUUGAAAAGCGACAGGUCGAGCUGGAAAAUCUUGAGAGUGAUCUCAAUACCCGAAAUUCGAAGCUGGAAGCCUCUGAGACGGCACUCAAUCAACGACAAAGCCGGUUGAUCGAGGAGAUACAAGCUGCUCUUGACGGAGAGAAAGCAGCCAUAUAUGACACUAUCACGAAAGGAGUCAAGCGGCGCCGCGAGGGAGAUGAUGAGUUGGAGCGGAAAGUGCGAAGGCUGUGCUUUAGUGGUCAGAAAAGCGCACAAAGUUGAAUGGGCUCGACGAUCGAGAGUGUCUGGUACGGAGCGCAUUGAAAUUCGAUUCACGCUGCUACAUAUUCCGAUCUCGAGCUUUCAUAUUUUUACAGGUACCGCCUGUUCAUUGGGGGGCAUAACGUCGCAUUUCUCCGGGGUAUCAUACAGCAGAGAGGACUUCGCAUCCAGAGAUAAGGAUGAGCCGG
This is a messenger RNA of Cadophora gregata, 2543 nucleotides long. RefSeq lists its product as uncharacterized. The coding region runs from base 1009 to 2355 and encodes 448 amino acids. Lineage: Eukaryota; Fungi; Ascomycota; Leotiomycetes; Helotiales; Ploettnerulaceae. The transcript has 2 exons. The record is from RefSeq and is a predicted model, not a curated record.